Messenger RNA from Paramecium tetraurelia, 588 nucleotides. RefSeq lists its product as uncharacterized. The transcript is spliced from 3 exons. The record is from RefSeq and is a predicted model, not a curated record. Lineage: Eukaryota; Ciliophora; Oligohymenophorea; Peniculida; Parameciidae.
AUGGAUCAACAAAUUAAGAAAGUGUUUCAUACGGCUUUGGUCUUAGUUCCUCCAAAGCAAUGUAUAGAUUAAAUAUAACUCCUAAGGAAACAAUACGAUAAAGCGUACGAAAGAUGGAUGCCUCAUGUCAAUUUGUGUUUUCCAUUUGCAGAUCCUGCUUAAUUUUAAUAAGUUUUCCAAGCACUUUAAAAUCAUCUGAAGGACUUUCCUGCUUUUUAAGUUCGGUUAAGAGAAUUUAAUCAUUUUCAACAUGGCAAAAAUUGUGUAAUGUGGUUAAACCCAGAAUCUGAGAAUGAUGGAAUCUAAAAGUUAUACUAAGAAAUCUUAAAGGUCUAUCCCUAAUUGGAUGAUCUAAAUAAAAAAUCAGAACAUGGGUUUCAACCUCAUAUAACAAUUGGAUAGUUCGGAACAAAUCAGAUUGAAUAGAGAAAAAAAGCAUUCCAACCUUAAUUUUAGGAAGUUCAAUUUCAAUGUUAAGAGAUACACAUGAUUAGUAGGAAUGGGUAAGAUGACCCAUUUUAAAUAAUUCAUACCAUCAAAUUCAAGACUGAGAAUCCAUAAGCUUAUGAAUAUCCAGGUCAAAAAUGA